This is a messenger RNA of Micropterus dolomieu (smallmouth bass), 1373 nucleotides long. RefSeq names its product protocadherin gamma-C5-like. Gene Ontology annotation, molecular function: calcium ion binding. The transcript has 2 exons. Lineage: Eukaryota; Metazoa; Chordata; Actinopteri; Centrarchiformes; Centrarchidae. Gene Ontology annotation, cellular component: plasma membrane. The coding region runs from base 18 to 1373 and encodes 451 amino acids. Gene Ontology annotation, biological process: homophilic cell-cell adhesion. The record is from RefSeq and is a predicted model, not a curated record.
AAGGCUCCUGUGUGUAUAUGUGUUGUUGGAUAAUGAUGGGGACCGGCACGAAAACUCGAACAACGGACUGCUCCUGGUUUGCUUUUCAUUUGGCUCUACUGCUGCUUUUCGGAAAACAGGCUUUGGCUCAGACAAGGUACUCUAUUCCAGAGGAGGUAGAAGAGGGAACUGUUGUUGGAAAUGUUGCGAAGGAUCUUGGCCUUGACAUCACCUCUUUGAAUGAUCGACGGUUCCGUGUUGUCUCUGAAAGUAAGGACCCUAUUUUUGAAGUAAACCAGAUCAAUGGGGCAUUGUACGUUCAAAAGCAUAUUGACAGAGAGGAGCUCUGUCAGGGGAGCGGUGCUUGUCUAAUAGAGCUAAAAAUCCUUGUUGAAAACCCUUUGGAAAUACACUAUGUAAUCGUAGAAAUCACUGAUGUAAAUGAUCAUUCUCCUGCUUUUCCUGAGAGAGAACAGAAAUUUGAAAUAGCGGAACAUACGUUACCAGGAAGGCGAUUUCAACUGCACACUGCUCGUGAUCCCGAUGCUGGAAUUAACUCAAUACGUACAUACACUUUGACGCCAAAUGAGCAUUUUGAAGUAAAUAUUCGUGAAAGCGAUGCGGGUAAAAUACCAUUUUUAGUGCUGAAGAAAUCGUUAGACAGAGAACAAAAGGACAAACACACGCUGCUGGUUACAGCAGUUGAUGGAGGAAAACCUCAACGAUCAGGCACACUAAAUGUUUCUAUUAUUGUUCUGGACAGUAAUGAUAAUCGUCCAAUGUUUAGUCAGGAGGUUUAUCAAAUUACAAUACAGGAAAAUGUUCCCGUCGGUACUUCAAUAUUUAGAAUGAAUGCCACAGAUCCCGAUUUAGACUCUAACGGGGAUAUUGAAUACAACCUUGGAAAAACCUUGAGGCGCAAAGUGUAUGAUAUUUUUGAGUUGGACAAAUUAACUGGAGAGAUUAGAAUAAAAGGUGCAGUGGACUAUGAAGAAAACGACGUAUACGAACUGGACGUUGAGGCAUCAGAUAAAGGGACACCUCCAUUAACCGGUGAGUGUAGAGUCAUUAUAAAGAUAUUAGACGUUAAUGAUAAUCCACCAGAAAUAGAAGUCACAUCGCUGUCAAAUACAGUGUCUGAAGACUCAAAGCCUGGAACAGUUAUUUCACUUAUUAGUGUGAAGGACAAAGAUUCCGGUGUCAAUGGAAAAAUUAUUUCGCACAUAUCCAACGACGUACCUUUUGAACUAAAGCCCUCUUACAAGGAAAACACGUACUCAGUUGUCACAAAGCGAUUUUUGGAUCGAGAGGAGGUGUCACAUUAUGAAAUAACAAUAAAAUAUCAUCGUGCUGAUUGCAAUGCAGUGCUCCAAAACCACAGACUAUACUUCUAA